Molecule: messenger RNA, 1764 nt
Organism: Neurospora tetraspora
Lineage: Eukaryota; Fungi; Ascomycota; Sordariomycetes; Sordariales; Sordariaceae
Exons: 5
Coding region: 316-1752 (478 amino acids)
Source: RefSeq, a predicted model, not a curated record
UAACCCUCACUCAUCGAUUGGACCCAAGAGCUGCAGUCAACGUGGCGCCUAAGUGGAAUAGGCCUCUUAGCCGCCUGGAUAAGUGGCUGAGUAUGAUCGCCUAAAUCCUUCGAGGCCCAAUGCGGGGCUCUCCGACCAAAAGGCUGCUGUCGUGUUACGAAGGCAACGAUAGGACUUGCGGCCCAACAACGGAAGUCCAAGUCCUGGGGACAGAGCCUCAUGAUGUCUUCAAAUGACUUCUAGUGUAAAGUUUAUGUUCUGUGAACCCGCCUGUUCUCUUCGUUGCAACUGUAACAGUGAUUGUACGCCCAUCUAAUGAUUGAUGAUAAAAUGAAUGCUCAUUUCAAGAUUAGGAUACUUUCUCCCUCAGAAAAGGGAGCAAGCUGGACGAUUGAGGAAAGAUACGUUGAUUGUUCGACGUUGAUUGACCUUGUACACCCAGAAUUCGGUAGCCUACCGGAUCAAUGCUACAUAUUCAUGCACAAAGAUGACUACCCACCCGUAAACGGCGGGCGUGAAGCCCUUCUCGCAGCCUUCAACGUCCCCAGCUUCGUCGCCAGCAGAACCUGCUUCGAACUGAACGGCUACGCGGGAUGCAGACCAGUAUUCGAAGAACCGCAGCAGAAAGAUCCUUUUGGGGAGCAAGACGCUACCCCUACACUCACGACCUGCACAACAUGGUUCCGCUAUCUCGCAAAGAUGGUCCGCAAGAUUGACUCCUUCCAGGAUAAGCACAAACCUCACGACAAGGAGCCCGAAUAUGUCCCUGAAGUGUCCAAAAAAGGAUAUGAGUGGUUCGAAAUGAGCGUCUUCACCCGCUGGGACAGCCCCGGAAAAUGUCGAGUCCUAUGCAUCGACACUCCACCCGAUUUCCCGAACCGGCUCAAGGACGCACUACUGCUGAAGCUGAAGCAGAAGCCGGCAGGAGGGAGUCCAAGUCCAACUAUGCUAGAGGCUGCCCAAGCAGACCCCUUUGCCCUCCACGCCGACCUCCUAGACAUCAUGAUCGUCUACUCAGACAUCUCCGUCUGGCGCGUCCGCGAUCCCAUUCGGCUCUUCGAAAAGUCGCGGCUCAACGGGCACGAUCUGUUCGAGCAGAUCCACGACCACGCAAGGCACGCGCAUCACUCGUCCGAGGUGCUGGAGGCGGCUAUUCAGACGGUCGAGCAGUUGGGCAGGUACCAGAGGGAGAUUCAUGAGAAUAUUGCACAUGGGCAGCGCACGGGCAGCAGCCGAUUGGGUCUGACUCUGACGUACAGAGCGCAGGCGAGGGAGUAUACGCAGUUUCAGAUUUCGCUGGUUACGAGUUUGAAGUUGAGGAGUGAUUCGAGUUUGCAGAGGUUGAAGAAUGAGGUUGGGUUGGCGUACAACAAUAUCGCCAGACAAGAUAACAGCGUCAUGAAGUCAAUAGCGCUGUUGACCAUGAUCUUUCUCCCUGCCACCUUCAUCUCGGCACUCUUCAGCACCACCUUCUUCACCUUUGGCGACAACGGCAACUGGGAAGUCUCUGACGAGCUGUGGAUCUACUUUGUCACGACAGUACCAGCGACCAUUGCCAUCGUGGUGUUUUGGCGCGUAUGGCUUGACUAUGGUGAUGUUAUCUACAAGUGGUUCAAACGACUGGUGGGUAGAGCGUGGAACAGGGCUACAGGGUCCGUAUCAAGGACGAGGACAAGGACUGGAAAUGGGAUUGAGACGGACUUGGAGGAUAAGAUUGAUACAGCCAGGGUUCGGACGGGGGUUACGGUGUAGAAACAUGGGCAU